This is a messenger RNA of Cajanus cajan (pigeon pea), 1305 nucleotides long. RefSeq lists its product as uncharacterized. The record is from RefSeq and is a predicted model, not a curated record. NCBI's taxonomy places the organism in Eukaryota, Viridiplantae, Streptophyta, Magnoliopsida, Fabales, Fabaceae.
CUUCUUAAUUCUUCCUCAACGUCCCUCCCAUAUCCACUCUCAUUCAUUCUCCUUUCCCAUAAUGGGUUGCUGCGUUAGCAAAUGCAAACCCUCCCCCUCCCCACAAGAAGAACACCUCUUUAACGUCCAACAAAAGCUUCCCAUCUCACAAACUCCACCUAUUAUUCCAAUUCCAACCCUCUACUCCUCCACCAGAAUUUCACCCUCCCCUCCUUCUCCAACCUCUUCCACUUCCUCCAUUUCUUCCUUCACAUGCACCACUACCAACACCUCCUCCUCCUCAUCAUCAUCUUCCUUCACCUCCAAGGACCGAUCCUUCUCCAACGACUUCCUAUGGUCGUGUUACAAAGACAACCCUCACAUCACUCGCAUCAACUCUCUCAGGGAACCCUCUCUCUCCUUCAUGCCCCCAACCAAACCUAAACCCCAACACACAAACACAAAAACGUUAAAACCCAACUUGGCAACAACGCUCAAGCAGUCCCCAACGCAAUCUCUCUCCAUGCCGCAGAAGAGAGUGCGAUCAAACUCCCCAACGAACCUCACAAGACAGAAGAGCUUCCGAAAGGACACAGAGAGGUCUAUUAUUAUUAACUAUGCUUCCAACAACAUGCAGAGUUGGACGUCACCGAGUAGAAGAUUCAACGGAGCUGACAAAUGUGCAAGUCCUAAUAAUUUGGCUACAACGGUCACAGACUCCAGGCGAAGGAUGAUGAAUAGCUCCAAAGUUAGUGUCAGUGCAAUUCAUUCUCAUUGUGUUUCGUCUUCCACGAGGAAAGAGAGUGUUAAAGGUGCGAGUCCACGUAGAGUAGUUCAUUCUGGUUUGAGGCACACCGAGAGUUGCAGUGUCGGGGUUGGUUCAAAAGUUGAUGAAACCGUGGUUAAGGAUGUGAUGUCUGACCAUGACAUGGACUUAACUCUGAUGGAGGAUAUCGACAACCCUCUUAUCUCCUUGGAUUGUUUCAUCUUUUUGUAGAAAACGGUCGUGUGUGUCUCCUACAUAUUCAUAUAUUUUGGUGUCCAUACGAUGUUUUACUUUUUGUUUGUUUGUUUGUUUUAUUUAUUUUUUAUGUCUGUUGAAUAUUACAGUUAAUUUAUUCAUAACUCCCCUGGAGUUUACAAGGUUGAUGAAAUUAUUGUUUCAACCUUUUUAGAUAUAGGAUUGCAAACACUGUUGUGUGUUUCCCUUGCCCUGUUUGAAUUUGUUAUGUUUGAUGAGGCUUUGAGCAUGAUGAGACAAAGUCUUUUAUAACGUGAGAGUGUAAUAUGUACAACAUUUUUAUUAAAUCAGCGGUGCUAUAUAUA